AUGCUUCCGCGGCACGCACCCGCGCGCGGAGGCGGCGGCGGCGGGCGCUGCGCGGGCGGGCGCAAAGGCACGCCGGGAGUUGUAUGGCGCGCGCGCCGGGAGCGGCGUGGGCGAGGCGGGCGGGCGCGGGCGCCCGGCGGCGGCCUCCCGGUGCCUCGGGUCGUGGUGCGUCGUAGAGGAAGCGCGAGCGGCGGGAGCGGCACCGCAGCUGCAACCGGCCUCGGCCGGCCCCGCGCAGCCAUGGUCGGGGCUCCUGGGGAAGCUGUUUCGGGACGGGCGCCGGCGGGAAGGGGCGGCGGGAAGGGCCCUUCCCCGCAGGAGGCGAUCCAGCGACUCCGCGACACGGAGGAGAUGCUGAGCAAGAAGCAGGAGUUCCUGGAGAAGAAGAUCGAGCAGGAGCUGGCGGCCGCCCGCAAGCACGGCACCAAGAACAAGCGCGCUGCCCUUCAGGCCCUGAAGCGUAAGAAGAGGUACGAGAAGCAGCUGGCACAGAUCGAUGGCACGUUAUCAACAAUUGAGUUCCAGAGGGAAGCCCUGGAGAAUGCCAACACCAACACUGAAGUGCUUAAGAACAUGGGUUUUGCUGCUAAAGCCAUGAAGGCUGCUCAUGACAACAUGGAUAUUGAUAAAGUAGAUGAAUUAAUGCAGGACAUUGCAGAACAGCAGGAGCUGGCAGAUGAGAUUUCAACAGCCAUCUCAAAGCCAGUAGGAUUUGGGGAGGAAUUCGAUGAGGAUGAGCUCAUGGCAGAACUAGAGGAACUAGAACAAGAAGAACUAGACAAAAACUUGCUGGAAAUCAGUGGUCCGGAGACAGUACCACUACCAAACGUGCCCUCAAUAUCGAUACCCUCCAAGCCAGCCAAGAAGAAAGAGGAGGAAGAGGACGACGACAUGAAAGAGCUGGAAGCUUGGGCAGGAACCAUGUAACCACAGCAGUAACUGCCUGGAAAAAAAAGACUUUGAUUACCUAUUCUGGGUACAAAUGUGUUGUGUUGAGGAGAAAGCAUAAGCAAAAUGUCUUUAUCUUUUAAUUUUAACCCAGAGCAGUGGGAACUGCAUUGCUGUUUUCUGCAUAGCAUGGUCUGCACAGAGGAAAGAAGGGGGAGCAGGGGGAGUUGCCUGCAGUCGAUACGGUUGAAUUUCUGUACAAAGGUCUUUGCAAAAUUCAAACAUUCAGCUUUUGGACUGUGCUACUGCCACUGCUGGAUCUUCAAUUUGGGCCAUAUUGAAUCGAAAUAAGCUGAAUAAUAAAAAAACAAAACACUCUCUGUAAUUUUAAGUCAGUCUAAAUGUGUCUAGAAGUCUUGUAAGGCAUUUAAAAACCAGGAAAAGUCCUAAAGCCACCGUUGGCUUCUUAUUGUGUUUUAGGUGCAAGAAUGCUUUAGGUUUUUAGUUUUUGCCAGUUAUAUUUAUAUCCCUUGACUGAUGUGUGGCCAAGGCUUGUGUUUGUCACCGCCAACGAUGUAGUCACUGUUCCCAUUUUAAUUGGUGAUGAUGAUUUGCAAUUGAUAAACGCUCUGUUGGACAUAGGGAAGAUCUCAAGUUCAGUUGUACAUUUUUCUACAUAGCACUACAAUGUUUAUUGCUUUUUUUUUUUUGUGAUAAUUGAUAACCCAUUCAGAUACAUGCACACAAUUAUUUUAAUUAAGAAACUACUAUGGAUUGCACUGUAUUAAAUAUCUCGAUUAAUUUUCA
Messenger RNA from Manacus vitellinus (golden-collared manakin), 1695 nucleotides. RefSeq names its product charged multivesicular body protein 4B (gene CHMP4B). The record is from RefSeq and is a predicted model, not a curated record. Gene Ontology annotation, cellular component: multivesicular body; ESCRT III complex; cytoplasmic side of plasma membrane. Bases 1 to 927 code for a protein of 308 amino acids. The transcript has 5 exons. Lineage: Eukaryota; Metazoa; Chordata; Aves; Passeriformes; Pipridae. Gene Ontology annotation, biological process: vesicle budding from membrane; late endosome to vacuole transport via multivesicular body sorting pathway.